ACUAAACGCAUAACUCUAUAAUUUUAGUAUUUCAGAUGUAAAUUUUCCAAUUUAUGUCUAAUCAUAGAUACAGUUGGCUUGACUUAUUUCAAUCUUGACGUAUACAUGAAGCACUUUUAAAAGCUCCUUAGCCAAAGACGGAACGGAGGUUAAUGAGGUACUGUUUUCGAAAUAUGGCGGCAACUGUCAAAGCUUUUUCAACUUUGCCGACAAUUAAAUUAUUAGGAGCUUUGAUCUCGCUUUAGUACUUUUGGCAAUGGCCUUUGACAACAGGAGAGCUCUUUGGCUGGCAGCUGGCCUACUUUCAGGCUUAGGGACGGCUUUCUGUAUCGCUGAAUUACGAAAAUUUAUCAGGGAAAAAUGUACGCGUAAACCACUGUCCCAUCUGGAAGAUAAUAUUAAAUUAGAGGAUCUGGAAAUUCUCGUACGCUCUUCCAAUUACUCACUGAGGAAGAGCGCCGAACAAGUUGUGCUGGAUAAAGCAAUGAAGAACAAAAAUUUAGAUUUUAUCGUGAAUGCCUGCUUCAGUGAUGACGAAUUUCAAGUUUUGAAGGCAGUUGUUGCUCUGGCUAUGCUGGUAAAGAACUCGGAACGCAACGAAAGAGAAAAAUUGAUUGAGCACAAAGUACUUGAAUCGCUCUCUCACUCCCUCGUUCAGUCGGUGCAAGUUGGCUAUAGAAGGCUAGUCGAGAUGGGAGGCUAUGACUUGCGUUUGCAAAGAUGUGCGUCGGAAUCGUUAUUUCAUUUAAUUUACGAUGAAGAGGCGACUAAACUUCGUCUGGCUCAGUCAAAUUCGUCCAUUUUCGCUGUUGUUUUACAGCUGAUUUCGGAGGGGAGAAGCAAAGAGGUUAUGCGAUGGAGCUUGUUCAUUGUUCAUCAGCUGGCGUCCUGUGACUCGUUGCGACCUGAACUGUUAGCCAACGGUGUUAUACCAGCUGUCUCGGCGAUGCUUGUGAGAAACCAAGGAGACUUUAUACUCAUGAAAACAUGUCUGCACACCAUGGUGAUGUUUGUGAACAAUACUACGGAAAGUGAGAUUGCACAUCUCAAGGAGAUGGCUAAAUAUGAUGUCUUUAGGACGGCGGUAGUGUCCCUCAGAGCAGAUGAUGGUGACCUUGUUUACUGGGCAGCUGGACUUUUGCAUCAGUUUGCUAUUCAAGACCUUUACAAAGCAGAAAUCUGUGCCACUCCAAACAUUGUCAAAUCUUUGCAGAAUGUGUUAUGCUCAAGUGAAGCAACUUUACAAAGACUAAUUCUGCGUCUUCUCAGUUUCUUGUGCGUUGGAAGCAAAUCCUUCAGGAACAGUGUGCUUCACUGCUCCUCACUUGUGGCACGGCUACCAGUUUGUCUUGCAUCAGGUGACACAGACAUUGUCCACUGGUCAGUGGUUCUGCUUCAUGACUUGGUUCUGUCUGAAGGGAAUCCAGCUGCAAAUCGUGCUGCAGCUCUGAGAGUGCUGUCCAUGGCUACUGAUGUGAUCAAGGCUCUGGUCCCGCUGGCCUGCAGGCAAGAUAACAUCUUGAUUCGUAUGGUAGCAGAACUCCUUGGUCUCUUUUGCACUAUUGAAAAUUUACAAAGCAGAGUUCUUGAGGAUGGCUGCCUAAAAGCUGUGCUGGCUUACUCAGAGUCAGCAGAUACUGAACUGCAAUUCUGGGCAUCAGCUCUACUGUUGAACAUGGCCAUGACAUCUGACGGCGUCAAGAAGGAAAUCAUUAUGCUGGGAGGAUUAAAGUCUCUAAUGGAGUUAGCCAUUGGAGACAGUGAUCACCCGCAGUGUUCUGCUCAUGCAGCCAAGACUCUUGUCAUGUUGGGAUUUCUUGACACAGAAAUCCCAGUGUGCAUCAAGUCGCUUGGGUACAAAAACGGCGACCGUGUUAGUAUUUUAAUCAACGGCAAAGAACAUUGUCCUAAUAAACCUGGUAUCAAUAUUGUGGUGAUGGACUUCACGACAUUCAACGUCACCGAGGCUGCAGCAUUCGAUACUGGGCACGACAAGGAAGCCAGCGAUCACUUUGUGGAGUUUGUUGAUAUGAUACCAAUAGGUACACUGGUUUUCAUAGCGGUGCGAGGAGAGGCAGACUAUUAUAUGACUGACAAGGCAAGGUUGAGUCUAAAAGACAUUGGUAUCGAAGAUUAUAAUUUCAAGACUGGCGAACUUUGGACAUUUUGUGGAUAUAAAAGAAGAGACGGAGCAGUACAGAUUUCUCUUCAACGAGGCUUUGAUGUUGUUGAGCUGUCCACGACGUUAAGUUUAGGUUACUAUUCAAAUGAACAGGUCCAAGGUUACAUUUUGUUACCACUGAUUGAUCUUUUGAUGAGCACGCCUGCUUCGCUCGCCAUCAGCAAAGUGUCAGAACUGGAGCUGCUAACUGUUCUUGCAAGACAUGAUCAUCAUAAAGAAGUGAUGGUCAACUCGGAGGGUUUUAUGGAGUACAUUGUGCAGUUGAUUUAUAGUAUGGCAAACAAGACAGCUGAUCAUCUGAGGGCCAAUCCAUUGCUAAUAGCCCACUGCAUUGGAGCAAUGAAGAUUAUCACUGCAAUCAGUAUUUCCCAGGAGAUCCAUGAUAAAUUCACCGAAUACAAUGUCUUGGAUUGUGUUCUUAGCCUUCUAUCUCUGAUCAACUCUAUUCAGCUCGAAAGGCUGAAACAGCAGCUUAAAACAAGAACUAGAAGAAUGGGACAAACAGACAUUUUGGUAAUCGAAGCAGAAGAUUUCAGUGACAACGAGAUUGUGCAGCCAGUCGAGGAAAACGCAGUUAGUCAUGUGGUUAAUUCUCCUGGAGGAAACUUCUCCAGUGUACCAGAAGAAGUGAAACUAACAGCAAGUGGCUUAAGAACUCCGGUUCACGGCCCCACUACAGACGAACCAGCCUCUGUAAAAAGCGGUUCCCCGUUUUAUAGCACGUUUGAGAAAAAAUCCAACACGAAGCCUCUCCUGACAGAAAGCGUGACAGGAGAAGCGAUAAUUCAAGAUGACUUAGAUGAAGCGUUUUCCACUCUUACCGGCCUAAGUGUGAUAACGCUUUACAACUGCAUCGACUUGAUUUCAAGUCUGGAGGAGUUUCGUAGGCGCCUCUCUAAGGCUGAAACUAUGCGGAUUUUAUGGUGUCGACUUUUGACUGCCUCGUGUGGUUCAUCGACCAUUCAACAGAUUGAACUCGCCACUGAAAUGUUACUGAAUUCGUGCUGCUGCAUGACGAUGUUGGGAAAGUAUACCACAGAACUUGUGGUAGAGCUUGACGAGCAGACGAAGACUCCGGCUCUUGUACUGAGCGCGGAUCGGCUGGAGGCAUCAAAUCCAAACUGGACUUUUGAAAGCGUGCAUGCCACCUUGUGUGUGGGACGUGGGAUGUCUACAGUGCCACCUUAUCCGGCUGGCUGGUACUAUGAAGUCACCCUGAAGUGUACAGGAAUACUGCAAAUAGGCUGGCAAACCGAAGAAUGCCGAUACGGUCCCGAGCGAGGCGUUGGGGUUGGUGACGACAAGAACUCGUGUGCAUUCGAUGGUGCGCGGUGUAAAGUAUGGAGUGGACCCCCUAGUGAACAACUGAACAAUGACUAUGGAAAGGAAUGGAGUUACGGGGAUGUCUUGAGCUGUUUGUUCUCUUGGAAUGGAGAGGUGUCCUUUUGGUUGAACGGGGUAGAUAUGGGUGUGGCGUUUAGGGGGUUAAACCCUGGGGUUAACUGGUAUCCUGCAGCAUCCAUCGCCAUGGACCAGCAGUGCUGCUUCAACUUUGGUGGCAAACCCUUCAGGUAUGAAAUGCCUGAUGGGUACAUAGCUGUAAGUCACGUGGUCUCUAACCUGGUCAAGAAAGCUUCACUGCGCCUAUCGUCGUGUUGGACACCAAUCAGCGGUAGCUUUGAAAGCAUUGUGGAGGAAGAUGAGGAAGUGAUUGAUGAUCAAGAACUUGAGGCCUCAGAAACUAAGACUGACGAUACAGCUCCUUGUGAUAAGGAGCCUUCUAGUGUUGCCAUGAAGGAGGAACAGCCAUCCGUUCUUUCUCUGGAACACAGCGUGGCUGAUUCAGACGUGUUGUUUGACUACCAAGACACUUCCUCUGUGAGCGAAUGUUCUCUCGCCUUAUCUCCUGAACCCACAAAUCACUCUUUAACAUUUGUUACACCUCCCUCUGGUGUCUUCACCACGCCUCAAAGCUCUCCGCCCAAAGUAUCUGGGCAUGACGUGUUCUUUCCUGGAUCCGAGCCUGAGCCUUCGCCGUUUGAAGUGGUAUCGACUGGCGACGAGACAGUGAGUGAAGAAAAGCCUCCAUUUGAAGAAAAACACGUGACCAGCACUCCAUAUUUAGGCGUAGGCCCUUUGAGAGACUCUAUUGGAAGGCACUUUGAAGCAAGGUCACGUCUGAGCUCCUGGCCACAAGUGGCAACCCCAGGAGAGUCUUUCAUAGAGCCAAUUGUGCCUUGUCUGUACUUCGAAGCAGAGCUGAAAUUUGCUCCAUGCCGAGUCAAACAAAUGGGUUUCAUCAAUGUGGAAACAAGGGAGAAAAUUUAUUGUGACGUACAUGACGGCCAUCUUCAGUUUCCCAAGUCGUCCAGUCCCACUCCGCACGAACAACAAAGUUUCAGGGUCCCGGAUGUUGUGGGCUGUGCAGUAAUAUUAUCGACGGGACAGAUCAUGUUUACCUUAGAUGGAGUAGCAACCGGACAAUUUUACGACUUCCCAUCAAGUAAACCAUCGUCGAUGGUCAUUGAAAAUCUUUUUCCGUACAUAUCUUGCACUCGAAUCCGUUGUAACUAUGGGCAACGGUCGUUCCUGUUUGGGGAUGCGAAUAACAAAGAGUCUCUUGUUAUGAGUGGGGCUCUGCUGCAUGGACUGGCCGAAGAAAACUUAAGGCUGUAGGCUGACAAUAUAAGUGUAUUUAGAACAACACAGCGGUCAAACGUCUGCGCAUGUGCGGCCUUUGGAAUGAUUCGGCGGCGUGUUUUCAGGCUGUCAAAACCAAGCGGCCUCACGCGAGUUUCAAGUAGCCACAUAAGCCCUCGGUCACUGUGUUUUAAAAGCGUAUAGCUUUUUCGGUAAAGCUCAAAACAGAAUGCUUUGCAAGUCUCGAGUUUUUCCAUUGCUCUAUUUUAGUUUUUUUUUUUUACAGAUUUCUGUGAACUUUUCCAAUUAUCCUUUGCUUAUUUUGCAAAACUGCGGUUGUUUUCCUUUGAAAUUUUGUGCGGGAAAUUGGCGCGCGGUCGGCCAAAACUGAAUCCCUCGCGCAUGCCCGACCUUUGACCGCUGUGCUAUUUAGAAAAAGGUACAGUUUCAAGUUAAGGCCCAGCAGCUAUCUAUGAAGUAUUCGAUUGCUUUUUGAAAUGAUGCGAAGCAAGUUAAGUAUUUUUGCUGGACCUCUUUUACCUUUUAGAAUGUCUUUCUCGUGUCGGUUUGUAAGUUUGUGAAAAAUGUAUCAUAGUGGUAAUCUGACAUGCGAUUAAAAAAACACUCAUGUUUCCCGGA
Molecule: messenger RNA, 5461 nt
Organism: Pocillopora verrucosa
Lineage: Eukaryota; Metazoa; Cnidaria; Anthozoa; Scleractinia; Pocilloporidae
Cellular component (GO): cytoplasm
Molecular function (GO): protein binding; ubiquitin-protein transferase activity
Source: RefSeq, a predicted model, not a curated record